AUGUCUUCAUCUUCGGCCCCAGAGGGACUGGUCAUUGAUCAGACAACCAUACUAUCGCUUCUGUCCACUUUGGCGAUUCUGGCUGCGGCCUACCUGACAUCUCUCUAUACACUGCCUAGCACCGCGAGCAUCAAAACCCGCUUUCUCUUCAUCUGGCACGCCUUCGACGCACUGAUUCAUUUCAUCCUCGAGGGCACAUUUCUCUACAACUGCUUCUUCUCUUUUGGUUCCACUCUGCUCACCGAGCCUCUACUCCCUGCCAAUGUCUACUUCUUAGGUCGUGCGGGCAGAAACUACGGCGCUGCGUAUGGAGAACAUUGGCACAGUGCGCUUUGGCGCGAGUAUGCCAAAGCUGAUAGAAGGUGGGCGGGGACUGAUCUUACUGUUGUGAGUUUGGAGCUCUUAACGGUGUUUGUGGGUGGACCAUUGGCUUGUUGGAUCUGUUCUCGGUUGGUCAAAGAGAAGUGGGGAAGUGCGUGGUUCUGGAUGUGUGUGCUUGCUACUGGAGAGCUCUAUGGCGGAUUCAUGACUUUCGUGCCCGAAUGGCUCAGCGGCUCGCCUAAUCUAAUCACAUCGAACUGGAUGUACAAAUGGGUAUACCUUUUCUUCUUCAAUACCAUUUGGGUUUGGAUUCCCCUAUGGAUCCUCUACCAAGGCUACGGAGUCUUCACAUCUGCUCUGAACACUACAGCUUCUAAGCAAAAGAAGAGAUGA
Molecule: messenger RNA, 714 nt
Organism: Aureobasidium melanogenum CBS 110374
Lineage: Eukaryota; Fungi; Ascomycota; Dothideomycetes; Dothideales; Saccotheciaceae
Product: ebp domain-containing protein
Exons: 3
Coding region: 1-714 (237 amino acids)
Biological process (GO): sterol metabolic process
Cellular component (GO): endoplasmic reticulum; membrane
Molecular function (GO): cholestenol delta-isomerase activity
Source: RefSeq, a predicted model, not a curated record